AUGGCCCCCACAUCUACUCUCAUGUUGCUUUCCGCAGUGCAUUCAACCACCACCCUCUCGGGGCCUUUUGUCACUCCUUCAACCAUUUCGCCCACUAGCACGACCGUCGUUACCUAUGAUCUUUGGAAAGGUGGCCUCGUGUGCUUCGCAGUCGCUAUCGUUUCCGUGGUGGGAUAUUUCUACCGUCGUCGUCACAAAGACACUAUGUCCAAGCCCAAGCUGCCCGGCCUUGUACUACCAGUCAUUUUGCCCCGCGAUGACUCAGUGCUUUGCUCACCGUCCGACACACCAUACGAUACAUCUCUGACCUGCGAUUGUUCAGUGCUCCAGUUGGGAAGUAGCCAACUGGUCAAGCAUGUUGCCUCUGGCACAUGCAACGUUGACGUGAUUCCCAUGGUCCAAACCGGUACUGCAGUGACCAGCCAAAUAAGUGAGGAUCAACUGCGUGAUGGCCAGUUGGGGGAGGUAGACGUUACGGAGGCGGAUUACGAGUGUGGAGUUAAGCUUCCAGUCCCUACUAUCGCUAUAACCGUCGCCGACGAGAAUUUCGUCGAUCCCUUGUCUUUCCAGCGCCCUUUGGGUCUGUUCGACAAGAAAGAAGAUGGACCCCAGCAUGAAGAAUCCGAUGACGAUAUCUCAGUUUACUCUUCAGAAUCGGUAGAGGCAACUCUUCAUAGUUCCCUGCUGUCGGGGACCGUCGAACCACACGUAGACGUCCCCGAAAUCACUUGCGAGUAUCAUAUGACUGUCGUUGCGUGCGAGUGGCCUGCUCGAUCGUACAACUUUGACAUCUCAGUUGUUGGUACAACGCUUCGGGGCGGUGCCUUCCUUACUCUACCGGGUUCUCUACCCUUUCCUCCGACCCUUCCUGCUGUACUACGUUCCCCUGAUGACCGCCGACAUGGUCUUGUCGAAAUGUCCGACUUGGCUAGCGCACUCGCGAGUAAGCUCGAUCCUCCCUCAGAUAUCGUUCUUCAAGCAUUCGACAUGUCCCCCGUCGCGCCCAUUGCCCGUCGCCAUGGCCAAGUGGAUUUCAGCAAGUACGCUGAUGCUCUUAGCGCAGAAAGUGGCAUCCCUUUGCGAUAUCACCGUUCUCUUGCUGAAACGCAUGUCUUCGGAGCAGAGCAGGAGGACUAUCAAGAUAUCAAUUCCCGCCUCAUGGACGAUCUUUUGCGGUCUAUCGAUGAGGAAGUCGAAUUUUACAAUAGCUUCAGCUGUGACGAGGAAUGCGACGAUACUCAUCCAGCGAGGAAACACACUUCUCCAACAUGGGACUACUUGGACUUCCUCGAGGACGAGACUUGUUCUUUUGCCGUCCAAGAGGAUGUCGACCCGCAUCUGAAGCUAAAUGGCUGCAACGAGCAACUUUUUCCACCGCCCGACUGUCCAUGCUCCCUAGCCGACGAAAAGGACAUCUUUCAAGGUUUUUUCGAGGGCCGCGUGCUAAGCUCCAUUUCCAAACAGGAUGAGUACAGUGCCAAUGAGGAGCUUACAUCGGACCUUCACCAGCUCUCCACGGACGAAUUGGAAACAUCUAUAAACCAUAUCUCUGGUGGUAUCUCAGAGUCCGCGAUUCUCGACCUUAUCCGACUUCUCGACGAACAGACUGAUGACCACCAACAGCCCAUCCACGAUUCAAUCCUAGAAGUCAACAACGAUGGCUUCGACCUCCUUCGGUUUGUCAAUGAGGACUUGCGACUUUCCGUGGAUGACAAGUAUCCAAUUGUCGACUUCGACCGCGACGACGAUUGCGACAAUGAGAAUUACCCUAGGUUUACCUCGUCCGACUCGAAGUCAUCGUUGUCGGAAACUGAAGAUGGAUCUGUUGACGAUUACGGCUCGACUCCCUCCCUGGUGUCCGUCUCGGAUAUAGACUACAGACGAUGA
This is a messenger RNA of Suillus subaureus, 1887 nucleotides long. RefSeq lists its product as uncharacterized. The record is from RefSeq and is a predicted model, not a curated record. The coding region runs from base 1 to 1887 and encodes 628 amino acids. The transcript is spliced from 4 exons. NCBI's taxonomy places the organism in Eukaryota, Fungi, Basidiomycota, Agaricomycetes, Boletales, Suillaceae.